AUGAAACAAAAUCAAUAAUUAACAACAGAUGAAGAUGAAAUGCUUCCAGAUGAACCUUGGAGAGAUUAUAUAGAGUAGUUUAAAGAUUUGAGGUAAAAAGGGACUCAGAAAACAGAAUAAGAACUCUAAAUAUAUACAAAGAUUGAAUAAAACUUAAUCAUUAUUGGUAAGGGUCCUAAGCCAAAUCCUGAUAAAGCAUAAUUCAUUCAUAAAACUAAAUGUCUUUUGCUAAGACUUAAGAAGGAUUUACAUUUCUUUUUUGCAGAGGAGCAUGAAUUGACUCUUUAAUGCAUCACAAUAUUAUUACUUCAAAUAUUAGAGGAUUAUCCAUAUAUAUUUAAUGAUUGUCAAUAAUAAAUAUUAGAAAUGCUUACUUGUCUGACAUUAAAAGAUUAUACAUUAAUGCUAUUGAUUAAUUCUAUAAGUCUAAAAGAGUAUAUUAAAAAAUUGACAAAGGAAAUAUUCUUAGAUUCAACACAAUAUAAUCCAGUAAGUGAAAUUCUAUUUCUUUUAAUUGUGAUGAUGAUGGCUCAUUUUGAUUUCAUCAAGAAUCCAGAAUUAGAAUUAGUUUAAUUAAUUGUGAAAUGUUUUUAGCAUUAUUAGGAUUAAAGAGACAAAACAUUGAAAGAAAGAGAAAAUUAUGAUUAAAGAAAAAAGUUUGAAAAAAAGAUUGUUAGAAAGGCAGGAUUGGAACAAGAGCAAUAAGAUCUUCCUCCUGAAUUAAAAUACAUGUAAGUUCCUUAAGAAACAUGUAGAAUAUUGAAAUUAGGUUUAUCUCUUAUUCCUAGUAAUAUUUGUUAAAUGCCUUCAUCUUAUAAGUAUUAAUAAUCUGAAGAAAUAAUGAAAGAAACAUCUUUAAAUGUCUUUUUUUGUACAUUAAGUUUCAAGAUUAAAUAAACAUUAGUAGAAACAAUCAAAGAAAAUAAAAGAGAUUUUGAUGUAGUUUAGAUGUUAGUUGAUAUUGCUGGAAUGCCAGAAUGUUUUACAUAAUAAAGAGAGGCUUUGAGAACAGUUAAUAUGUUUUUAGAAGGAUUUGAUGAUACAUUAUUAUGGAUUAAAUUUGAUUCCACUAAUUUAUUUGACAAUAGUAAUAUGAAUAAUAUACAAAUUUAUGGAGAUCCAACUAAAUUAACUAUAGAUUAAGGAUUAUUUUAUGAUGGUUGUGGUUGUUUCUUUGAUAAAAAUCAAGUGCUUUAGUUGGAAGAACCAUUAAAGAUCAAUAAAAAACAGAUUGCAGUAGUAUUUUGGAUAGUAAUGUUUAAUCCUGAAACUAGUAAGGCUAGAGGUGCUUAGAAUAAUUAUUAAAUUCGUACUUUAUUGGGUUCUAGUGAUGGAUUUACAUCUUUAAUUAUUGCAGAUGCUUAUUCUUAAUUAUUGGGAAUUACCAAUAUUGGUUAGGAUGGUUAUGGAUAUAAGUUUUUUGAACCUAAGAAUGCUGAGAAGAACUUUUCUGGUUGGAAUCAUGUUGUAAUUAUUUUAGAUAAUGAAUAAUAAUCAGCAUUUUUAUAUUUGAAUGGAAAUUAUGAGAGUCAAAUUAAUAAAGUAAUUACUUAAUUUGAUAUAUAAUUUAUUGGUAAUAGUGCAUCAUUAGAUUAACCUAUAGGAUAUAUUUGUGAUUUGAGAAUAUAUCCUAGAAUAUUAAAUGAUUAAGAAAUUAAAACAUUAUCAUACUAUGAUAAAAAAUAAGUUGUACUUAAUAGUAAGAAUGAUAUUGUAGAGUUAAUUCUGAGUAAUAGAGUUAUUUUAGAUCUAAAAAGAUUAUUGGGUUAUUUCACUGGUAAGAAUUCUGAAGCCUUGAUCUAGACACUUUAAAUUCUAUCAAAGUUAUGUCAAGCCACCACUAUCUUUAGAUUAGAAUGUGCCAAGUAUGGAAUCUUUGAUUUGGCUAUGUAACUCUUACCUUCCCCUAAUUAAUAAAUAUCAUAUUAUGCUGGAAUAUUAAUUAAUAAUAUGAAAUGA
Messenger RNA from Paramecium pentaurelia, 1959 nucleotides. The record is from the annotation of a GenBank genome assembly. Lineage: Eukaryota; Ciliophora; Oligohymenophorea; Peniculida; Parameciidae.